Messenger RNA from Dipodomys ordii (Ord's kangaroo rat), 457 nucleotides. RefSeq names its product histone H2B type 3-B. The transcript has a single exon. The coding region runs from base 18 to 398 and encodes 126 amino acids. The record is from RefSeq and is a predicted model, not a curated record. NCBI's taxonomy places the organism in Eukaryota, Metazoa, Chordata, Mammalia, Rodentia, Heteromyidae. Gene Ontology annotation, molecular function: DNA binding; protein heterodimerization activity; structural constituent of chromatin. Gene Ontology annotation, cellular component: nucleosome.
UCCCGAGACUGACCACCAUGCCUGAUCCCUCCAAGUCGGCUCCGGCCCCCAAGAAGGGGUCCAAGAAGGCAGUCACCAAGGCGCAGAAGAAGGACGGCAAGAAGCGCAAGCGCGGCCGCAAGGAGAGCUACUCCAUCUACGUGUACAAGGUGCUGAAGCAGGUGCACCCCGACACCGGCAUCUCGUCCAAGGCUAUGGGCAUCAUGAACUCGUUCGUGAACGACAUCUUCGAGCGCAUCGCCGGCGAGGCCUCGCGCCUGGCGCACUACAACAAGCGCUCGACCAUCACGUCGCGCGAGGUGCAGACGGCCGUGCGCCUGCUGCUGCCCGGGGAGCUGGCCAAGCACGCCGUGUCCGAGGGCACCAAGGCCGUCACCAAGUACACCAGCUCCAAGUGAGGCGGCGCCGCCCCAACGGCUCUUUUCAGAGCCACCUCCAAGCUCAGAAAGGAGCGUGC